CCAUUUCUCUUACCUUUCGUCGCGCGAUUGGAAUCUUUUUUUUUUUCUUCCGAAGGCUCGUUCGCUGUCAUCUCAGUCACCGCUCCUCCACGGAUCCUUUUCCCUUGCCCGAUCGUAGAGAUCAGGGAUCCCCCGGAAGUGGCCAAGGCAAGCGUUCUCGCUGUUCAGUGUUUCUGCGGAAAUUUAGCAUCUUGAGCAAUUGAUUAUGGUAGAUGGGUUUUGGCAGAGAACUUGAGGGACCGCUGGAUUUGUUGGGGGGAGGGAGGGUUCUUUUAAGGGCGUUUUUCUAGGUGAACUUUGUGGCAAGAAGACGGAGGAAUCUGAUCUCAUGAGAAUUGUCAGAGGAACUCAGAGAUUGGUUAACAGCGUGGGGGAAACCGUGCUGGGGCAAGACGAAUCAAUUGGCUGGGGUUUCGCGAUCGGUUCUGCCAAAGUCAGAACACGCGAUAAAGGGAUCAUUUGGACAGUGGAUCUUUGAGCAAGUACGAAAGGGUUUGACGGAAGUUAGGAGCUGCUGACGAGAUACUUUGUAUAGAUAAAAUGACUAGAAUCUUCGUUCAGCGUGGUUCUUCCUCAAAUUCUAAUCGGCCUCCAUCAAAUUCAACACCACCGUCUUCUCAGGCUUCCUCCACAUCUAAGGACGACCCAGAAAAACAGAUUAUUGAAGACCAAAAUGUAAUAGAAGAUUCUGGAGAUCGUUUGGAGAGUGUUGAGGAUAAAAUCUCGAAACAUGAUGAAUCUUCUCAAGUAAUUAAUGUCGAGGGUGCGACUAAUGUAUAUGAAGAAAACAAGUCUUCAAUUAAUGAUGUUCUGGAUUCUUCUGCUCCAAGGGCAGAAACCAGUGAGCAUCAUUUGGGCCAAGAAGAUGCUCUUCGAUCAGGCAUAGUUCCAUUGGUAAUUGGUUCACCACAGAUUGCUACAGGUGCUUCCUACCCUCCACCACCUCCAGCCCCACCAUUGAAGCCUUUUUUGACUAAUCAGAGCUCCAGGAGAAUGGGAUUAGGAUCGUCAAACUCUGUGAGGAUUGGUUCUUCAAGAAGGCAAACACCUUGGCCAGUCGUUGGAGCACGCUCACCAUCAAACUCUCGGCCUUCUUCCCCUAUGUCAUAUGGUGAAGGGGAUGGUUACAACAGUGCAGAUGAACAAGGCCCUGGCUAUGCGACCUCCUAUGGGGAUGUGGAGAGAGAAAGAUUGUUUGUUCUUGAGAUACGGCGGACAAAAGGUUUUGAAGUGAGAAAGAUGUUGGAGGAUGGGAAUUGCCUUUUCCGGGCAGUUGCAGACCAAGUUUACGGUGAUGCAGAAGCAUAUGAUAUGGCAAGGCAAAUGUGUGUUGAUUACUUGGAAAAGGAACGGGAUCAUUUUUCUCAGUUUCUAAUUGAAAGUUUCACUUUAUACUGCAAGAGGAAAAGGAGAGACAAGGUAUAUGGAAACAACAUUGAGAUUCAGGCAUUUGCAGAAAUGUACAACCGCCCUAUACAUAUAUACUCCUAUAGCACUGAACCUAUUAACAUCUUUCAAGGGAGUUAUGUCACUGAUGUCCCUCCAAUUCGGUUAAGUUACCAUCAUGGCAACCAUUAUAACUCACUGGUCGAUCCACGUAGGAUGACAGUGGGUGCAGGUCUUGGAUUCAAUAGUCUUCGAGGGAGAAACAUAGAUAAGGAUCAGAUAAAGACUGCCAUUAAAGCACAGCAAGACCAGCAACUUGAUAAUGCACUUAUAGCUGAGGGGCGUUUCUACUCUGAUCUGGAACUAACAGAGAAGGAAAUUGAGAGGAUGGUGAUGGAGGCUUCACGGGCCGAGUAUUUGGCUAAGGAGAAGUUGAAACAGUAUGCUUUCUCUAUAGAGUCUUCCACAUCCAGUGCAGAACCAUCAUCUUCUGUGGCAAAAACAGGGUCGUCACAAUCUAUAUUAGAGGGAGAGAAUGAGAAAGCACUGCUGCCAGAGAUUAUCCUCAGCAGCAGCAUGCAGAUGGUUCUGUCCAUGGGCUUCGGAUAUAUGCAGGCGAUGGAAGCAUAUAGCAUAUUUGGCGACGAUGUCGAUUCGAUGAUCUGCUACCUGCUGGAGAUGGGAAAUAAUGGCGCUUCUGCUGGGGAAAGGAGGAAUGGAUACAAAGGGAAAGCAGCGGAGUGAGCGAGUUGAAACUGGGGUUUUUAUAUACCAAACAGAAAUAUGGGCGAGAUAUGUCUCUAUGUUUAAAGUGUUUUAGUGGCAGCCAGAAUCAUUCCAAUAAUUUGCUUAGGGGACUUUAGAUGCAUGCAUGAACUUUGCUUAAGGUAAUUAUUCCGUUUGAUGUAAAUUUAGCAGCAUGAGUUUAUGGAUUUUCUAGUGGUAAAUUCCCACCAAA
Molecule: messenger RNA, 2344 nt
Organism: Zingiber officinale
Lineage: Eukaryota; Viridiplantae; Streptophyta; Magnoliopsida; Zingiberales; Zingiberaceae
Product: OVARIAN TUMOR DOMAIN-containing deubiquitinating enzyme 6-like
Exons: 9
Coding region: 541-2130 (529 amino acids)
Biological process (GO): protein deubiquitination
Molecular function (GO): cysteine-type deubiquitinase activity; K63-linked deubiquitinase activity
Source: RefSeq, a predicted model, not a curated record